UUUAUGCGGAAAUAAUAAAUUCGUAGAGUUUCUGGGGACCGUCUCGCAAUUUGGAGCUCCGUUCCGGCGAUAACGACGAGAGAUGUUGCUGUCGAAGAUACCGCUUCUCCUCAGAAAUGCCACCGUCGUGCAACACGGACCGGCGUGUCCCGGUGGUCUCGCGCGAGGAUGUCUACGAAACGCACCCGCCGUGACACUUUGCACGUCGACGCAACGAGAGCAGGACGAGCAGCAGCGGGACUCGACGACGAAAGAGCUCGUUCUUUCGAUAAACACGGCCACGCCGGACAAGUUGUACAAAAAAGUCGAGGUCGAGGUCAGAGGGAACGACCGAGCCGUGUUGAAAAGCUACGGAGAAUUCGCAGUGAUGGCCGCGGGCCACUUGAAUAUCAACGUAGGCAGAAACACGGCGCCGCACAAAGCGAUCCACGAGCGCUGGACGGUGCUGAAGUCCGCGCACGUUCAUAAAAAGCACCGCGUACAGUACGAGUUCAGGACUUACUAUCGCUACCUGGACUUUUUAAAAUUGACCGGGUCGACGGCGGACACUUUUCUAGAGUAUCUUCAGAGAAACCUGCCCGAAGGGGUGGCGAUGAAAGUGACAAAGAUUGAAAUGGAGAAGUUGCCCGAGAGCAUAGCUGCGAUGUGCAACACGUAGCUACAGUCUGUAACUAUAAAUAAUUGUUUCCAUAAUCCAUAUUGUAGAUAAUUUGUCGAUAUAAACUGUAAAAAGAA
Molecule: messenger RNA, 735 nt
Organism: Vollenhovia emeryi
Lineage: Eukaryota; Metazoa; Arthropoda; Insecta; Hymenoptera; Formicidae
Gene: mRpS10
Product: 28S ribosomal protein S10, mitochondrial
Exons: 5
Coding region: 83-658 (191 amino acids)
Cellular component (GO): mitochondrial small ribosomal subunit; mitochondrion
Source: RefSeq, a predicted model, not a curated record